Molecule: messenger RNA, 3553 nt
Organism: Scleropages formosus (Asian bonytongue)
Lineage: Eukaryota; Metazoa; Chordata; Actinopteri; Osteoglossiformes; Osteoglossidae
Product: serine/threonine-protein kinase tousled-like 2
Exons: 22
Coding region: 620-2710 (696 amino acids)
Biological process (GO): chromosome segregation; peptidyl-serine phosphorylation; intracellular signal transduction
Cellular component (GO): perinuclear region of cytoplasm; nucleus
Molecular function (GO): protein serine/threonine kinase activity; ATP binding
Source: RefSeq, a predicted model, not a curated record
GCUCCGCCGACUGGCCGGGCGCGCGCGUGCGCGCGCUCCAGGCGUGGCGAGGAAAAGCCGCGUUGCGCGAUCUCACGAGAGCGCGUGAGAUUUACUGAUUAUUGUUUACACUACAGUGUUAAAAAAACACCCAGAACCGAGCCGAGCCGAGCCGAUAGCGGUCGGUCCACAUCAGUUACCUUGUGCUUACGCAGCAAAAUGAACUCGGUCGGAGCGGCGCUGUUUUCGCGGAACGCCAUGAGUAGAUGAACCGAGGCUGCACGCUGAGUGAACCCACUUGCGACAAUUGCGUGUGAAGAGUGCUGCUCGCUGCAGCGGGAGCCGACCGAGACAGGCGGGCGCUGUGAGGAAGAGAGACCGCGACGCUCGCACGGGGCGCCGUUCACGAGCGCGCAGGAAAGGCCGGGGAUUUGGAGGCCUGCGCGCACAUUCCCCGCCAGCUGUGCGGGCAAGGAAAGGAGGGCCGCGGCCUCUGCAGCUCGGCGCGGGCCCCUCGGGCUCCGAGCGAGAGGGUGGAACAACCGCAGAAGCAGAGCUCGAAAGCGGAGCGCCGAACGGACAGAGGCUCUCGUCUCGGACUGCCGAGCAGGUACAUGGAGGAAGCCUCCUUUCUGCAGACAUGAUGGAGGAACUGCACAGCCUGGACCCUCGGCGACAGGAGCUCCUGGAGGCACGUUUCACUGGAGUCGGUGUGGCCAAGGGUCCAGGAAACGAGUCGUCCAAUCAGAGCCUGUGUAGUGUGGGCUCUCUGAGUGACAAGGAGCUUGAGACUCCUGAGAAGAAGUCCAAUGACCAGAGAGCAAGGAAACGGAAAGGAGACGUGUACGAUGGCUGUCAAGGAAAAGGAGUAACAAGAGGGCAUAAAAUCAGUGACUAUUUUGAGUUCGCGGGUGGUUGCGGUCUUGGUACCAGUCCUGGUCGCAGCAUCCAACCCCUGGUCCGCUCCUCCCCCCAGCAUUCCCUCUCUAACCCCCCAGCUUCGGUGCAGCAAGGCAGUCCCUCCUCUGUGGGCUCUGCCAACACAGACCACUCUACCAACUCCCUGAAACCGGCCUCCGCUCACACAGUUCAUAAAGCCACACAGUCUGAUCUUACCAUAGAAAAGCUUGUAGCUCUGGAAAAUAACAAGAACUCGGAUCUGGAGAAGAAAGAGGGACGUAUAGAUGACCUUCUCCGAGUGAACUGUGACUUGAGAAGGCAGAUUGAUGAGCAGCAGCGGAUGCUGGAGAGGUACAAGGAGCGGCUCAACAAAUGUGUCACUAUGAGCAAGAAGCUUUUGAUUGAGAAGUCCAAGCAGGAGAAGAUGGCGUGUCGGGAAAAAAGCAUGCAGGACCGGCUGCGACUGGGACACUUCACCACUGUAAGGCAUGGAGCCUCCUUCACAGAACAGUGGACUGAUGGAUAUGCCUUCCAGAACCUCAUGAAGCAGCAAGAGAGGAUCAACUCCCAACGCGAGGACAUCGAGAGGCAGCGGAAGCUCCUGGCUAAGAGGAAGCCACCCGCAAUGGGCCAGACUCCGCCUCCUAGCCUGGAGCAGAACAAACGCAAGAGCAAAGCCAAUGGAACAGAGAAUGAAGCGUUGUCUCUUGCAGAGUAUCAUGAGCAAGAAGAGAUCUUCAAGCUGAGGCUGGGCCAUCUCAAGAAGGAAGAAGCAGAGAUCCAGGCAGAGUUGGAACGGUUAGAACGCAUACGGAACCUUCACAUCCGAGAGCUCAAGAGAAUACACAACGAGGACAAUUCACAAUUCAAAGACCAUCCCACACUGAAUGACCGGUACCUGCUCUUGCACUUGUUAGGUCGAGGGGGAUUUAGUGAAGUCUACAAGGCCUUUGACCUGACAGAGCAAAGGUAUGCGGCUGUUAAAAUCCACCAGUUGAAUAAGAACUGGCGGGAUGAGAAGAAGGAGAACUACCACAAGCACGCCUGCAGGGAAUACCGGAUCCACAAGGAGCUGGACCAUCCAAGGAUUGUAAAAUUGUAUGACUACUUCUCACUCGACACAGACUCAUUCUGCACGGUGUUGGAGUACUGCGAGGGCAACGAUUUGGACUUCUACCUGAAGCAGCACAAGCUAAUGUCGGAGAAGGAGGGCCGCUCUAUCAUCAUGCAGAUCGUCAGUGCACUCAAGUACCUCAAUGAUAUCCGGCCGCCCAUCAUACAUUAUGACCUCAAGCCCGGGAACAUCCUCCUUGUGAAUGGUACUGCCUGCGGGGAGAUCAAGAUCACCGACUUUGGCCUCUCUAAGAUAAUGGAUGAUGACAGCUACAACUCAGUGGACGGGAUGGAGCUGACGUCUCAGGGAGCAGGGACCUACUGGUACCUCCCUCCUGAGUGCUUUGUGGUGGGGAAAGAACCGCCCAAGAUCUCCAACAAGGUGGAUGUGUGGUCAGUAGGAGUCAUUUUCUACCAGAGCCUGUAUGGCCGGAAGCCGUUCGGACACAACCAGUCCCAGCAGGACAUCCUACAGGAGAACACCAUCCUGAAAGCCACGGAGGUUCAGUUUCCACCCAAACCUGUGGUCUCACCUGAAGCCAAGGCCUUCAUCCGGCGCUGCCUGGCUUACCGCAAAGAGGACCGCAUUGACGUGCACCAGCUAGCCAGUGACCCUUUCCUUCUGCCCCAUAUCCGUAAGUCGGUGAGCACCACCGGUGGCCCUGGACCUUCCACACCCUCCACCUCGAGCUCCUUCAGCAGCAGCGCUUCGAACUGAGCCACCACCUCCCCCCAGCUCUUCCUCGGCUGCUUCGUGAAAACGGGGCAAGAAGUAGUGUUGCCGCACUUUCCUGGGCUCGAAGUGACACCAGGAUACCACGGGGGCCAGGCAGGCAGACAAGGGUCGCGAGGCUCUGAGGCACUGUGGCCCCAGCAGCUCUCCCUCAGUUCCUGCCUAGUGGGCCCUCAGAUGAGAACUGUUUGGAGGUUCAGCGGUGUGGGCUGCGGAAAGGUGAACGUGGUUAGCGGGAGAUCAAGAGGCUUCUCCUUGUAAUGUUGUCGGGCAUCUUUCUGGGUGGGAAAACGGAAGAAGUACCAAAACACUCAGCGUGUGUGUCAAAGACCAUGGGGCCACCAGCAGAUCCAGAAGGCUUUUUUUGCUUUUCUUUUAAUAUAAAGAAAAUUCAACCAAAUUCCAUGUUCAAAAGCCCCAACAGCAGUGGGCGCUGACCUCCAACACAUGGUCCAAUGCCUGGUUUGCAGAGAGGAGCUUUGUGGUGCCCACUGCCCGUUCUCAAGUGUUUUUUGGGUUCACGUUUUCUUAGAUGACCAAAGCUCAGUACUACCCAUUGGUGGCGCUCUUUUGUUUUAGGUUAUUUUAAUAGUGAUCAUGGAGGUCCUGUUUUUGCAGAAGCUACUAUUUUAAGUAUUGAGCUAACAUUUUAACAGCUAAAAUUGAACUUUUAUCUGAUUGUUCAGUCCAUUUGUUUCCUGAAAUGCCCCUCCCCAAUUUAUUUUUUAUGUUUGAGGGGGAUCUGCAAUAUCAUGUAUACUGUGAGGGGAGGGAGAGAGGACCUAGCAACAAAUUGCAUAUAAACCAUUAAAACAAUUGUUUUAAAAA